Solanum pennellii is the source of this 1193-nucleotide messenger RNA. RefSeq lists its product as uncharacterized. The transcript has a single exon. The record is from RefSeq and is a predicted model, not a curated record. Lineage: Eukaryota; Viridiplantae; Streptophyta; Magnoliopsida; Solanales; Solanaceae. Bases 36 to 1193 code for a protein of 385 amino acids.
UCUUGUUGCAGACUACCUCUCAAGAAACAGGUACAAUGAAAGAGAUAUUGGCUAUGAUGACCAAUCUUUGCCAAAAGAUGGAAAAAAUAGAAACAGAAGUACAAAUAUUGAAAGAAACAGCUAAAAGUCAGCAGCAUGACUAUAAAAAUGCGGAGCUACGUCAUUCGGCACACGGAAAACAGCCAGAGCUAAAAGGAGAUGUUGGGAAACUCAAUAAAACCCAUGACAAUGUUUGUUCAAAUACAGCUGCAGGUACAAGCAAGAAAGCUAGUGAGAAACCAAAGAAUACAAACCUAAACCAGUUAUUCAUAAAACCAUUUAUCCAAAAUACACAAAUACAGAUACCCUUAGAACCACAAACUUCCACAUAUGCAGUUAGUAUACAAAGUGACAAAAAGAGAUACAACUACAUUGCACAGUCAUAUAUCGAAAACAUAUAUAAGAUCCAAACACAUUUAAACUUAAACCCGAGAUCUACACAAACCAAAAAUCCAGAAGAAGAUUAUAUAACCCAGAAAAUACAGGGAUAUAAUAGAUUAAUCGCACAACCCAAAACUACUCCAAAUUUAGUUAGAACAUGUUAUAACCAUGGGUUACUAAAUACAGUAUAUACAUAUAAUGGAGAAGAGAUAAGUGGAAUACCAGAAUUAUACAAAGCAUUUGUGACAUACAAAAGAGUUACUAAAGGAAAUUUAUUUUAUAUUAAGUUUUAUACAGCACCUGCUGAGAUACUAUACGAAGAAAUCAAGUCGCCAAUUCAAGUUAUAAAGUUAGGUCUGACUAGAGAUAUGAUAAUACCAAAAGAAAUAGAAAAACAAGCUGAAAUACCGAAGAUAGAGAUACCAAACUUUUAUGCAAAUAAAAGGAUAAUUGGUAUAGCAACAAUUAUACAAGAACUAGCUAACAAUUAUUUAAAUGGCAAUGCUAUUUGGAGUUACUAUGCAAGAGAUCAAGUUAUGAUUUAUUCAAACUCCAAGGAAUUAAGAAGAUCAGAUAUGGAUGAAGUCCAGCGAUGGAUUUUAUCAUUAUUAAAGCCAGAAGAACAACCUACAACGAGAGCAUUAAAAAAGGAAUUUAUUUCAGAAGAGUUAUUAGUCAUAUAUUGUAAGCUUAUUGGAAACAAAUACCCAGAUCAUAGAUGCUCCAAAUGUAACGUAGAAGAUAAUGUCAUUCCAGAUGUCGACUUGGAAUAA